This is a messenger RNA of Pocillopora meandrina, 6185 nucleotides long. Lineage: Eukaryota; Metazoa; Cnidaria; Anthozoa; Scleractinia; Pocilloporidae. The record is from the annotation of a GenBank genome assembly.
AUUCAACAUGGCGGAUUUGAUAUGGAGUUUUGGUGGUAAUUUUCUCGCCGUUGUUUGCAAUACUGGAGCUAAAGUUCUGGAUGUAAGGUGAGAGAUAACGAAAAUAUUGAUGUAAAUACGGAAAAGGGUAAAAGUAAAUUGACAGUGGUGCAUCGUUCGGAAUUCAAACCACCCUGAGCAUGGUCGUGUCGCACAGCUUGCACGUGCAAUUGUGAUUAGGACACUUUUGAGCUCUGGAUGUUUUUGAACACUUUACAGCUUUAAGUGCGGAAUCAUCAACUGCUUUCCAGUUUGUUUGAAAGUAUGAUGUAUCACAAGAACUUUGAGAGAAACUUUUCGAAAGAGAGAGGCCAGGUCCUGCAAUAGUUUCAAUUUAAAUUUGUGGGUAUGUUAGGUUGUUUUAUCAUAUCAUAAUCACUUUUCACUUUUACUUUUUAAAAGGAGGGGGGGGGGGGAAAAUCACACGCGUAAUCCUUUUGGGACUUCCCGAGAUUGAUCUGGGACUGAUCCCUACUUGAUUGUAAUUUAGCAUGUUUCCUUAAAUUAACUUGAAAAGUACACGUCGUUUGGAAAGUAACAGUAGUUGCUGUUUCUCCCUUUUUGCAUAGAGAUGGAACUUGCAAGUUUUCUUAUGCUGUUGAUUGUGUACAGCAGUCAGCUUUACCAGAAGAUGCAAGUACACUGGGACAUGGAGUACUUUGCUGUUUUUCAAAGUCUGGAGGGUUGUUUGCCCUUUGUACUCCAUAUAAAGAAUUAUUCAUUUGGCAGACAAGUGACUGGAAACUGCUGAACAAGAGGUACUGUUAACCUGUUACACCCUGACACCAGUACACAUGUUUGCUUAAAUUUCUUCUCAAGAAUGUUAAUAUAUUUGGUGAGGAGUCCUAAUUGUUCCAGAACCUGCAUGUAAUCGCUGCUUAUCCAGACAUUGUACCUUUUGACAAAAACACAUUCAAAGUCAGACAGUUAUUAGUUGGAAAAGGGGCAAAGGACACUACUUAAUCAAAGAAUUAAGACAUAACAUGAGUUAGUUCUAAAGAGCCUUUUAAAUUUUUUGCCAUUUGCUAUUUCAGAGAGGUCAUUAGAAGAUCAACAGUUAUAUUAUUUACAAAUAAAGAGGACAGCAUUAUAGUCAGUAACAAAGGAGGAGAUGUUUACAGGUCUGUCAAAAUGAGAACAUUCUAUAUACUUGAUAUCUGAAUGUGAAAAUUGGUGUGACUAGAGGGUUAUUGAAGUCUACAAGGUGAGUUAUUGAUGGAUAAUUACUUCAAUCUCCUUCCAGGUUUUCUGUACAUGAUGUUGACAAAGAAAAAGAACUACUCUUGGGACAUGUUUCUAUGAUUUUAGACAUGGUAAGGUACCAAGUUCUAAUAUUUAGAUUUGAGAUAAAAUUUCUGAGGGAGUUUUUGAACAUAAAAUAAUUUUAAUAAAUGGUGUGAUAGGUCUUGUCAUGAGUGCAGGACAAAGAAAAAUUCUAAAUCCCCAUGAGGAGUACUAAAUAAGUACAUCAGUGUUGUAAAUAACAUAAGUGAUGUUAUCAGUGGAAAAUCAAUAAAAAAAGAGAGGGACAUAAAAGAAAGGAAUGGAUGAAAAAAGGAACUUGACACAACAACUGAGUUAGGGCUACAUACCUGUCUACUGUAUUUUCUCAAAUAAGUGCCAAUGUUGUAAUUAGCACCCUCCCCCAAGUCAACACCCGCCCCCUAGAUCACAAUAUCAACCAGGCCACCACCUCCCUCUAAUAAGCACCUUCCCCUCCCUCCCCCUACUUUCUUAAAGAGUAGGGAUACAAAGAAAACCUGUUUCUAUUGCCACUUAAUUUAUAACUUUUAAGCAUUAACUACAGGGAAAUCAGUUCUGGAGAAUGAUGUCUUCUCUAUCGAUCUGUUUAAGUCACUUCCACCUAUUUCUAUCUCCAUGUGCUUACAGAGUUCCACUAUAUGCAUUGCCUGUGCUUUUAAUUUUCUUUCUAUUAAGUCACUUCCAGCUAUUUCUAUAGAUCUGUAUGUGCUUGCAGGGUUCCUUCAUAUGUAGUCUUUUCUUUUAAUUUUUGUUCCUUUUAGCCAAAAUGGCGUCCACUUUGCUGACCAUGGGCAGUACACCAACUUGUCUCUAUUAAUUUUCUUUUUAGAAUGUGCUUGAUUCUUCUUUUAUAUAUUUUAAUCUAUUUUUUAUCACCAAUUAUUUUUUAUAUUUCAAGGUUCUUACUGAAGAUGACAAGUUUUUAAUUACAUCAGAUAGAGAUGAGAAGAUACGAGUUAGUUGUUUCCCAAACUCUUAUAGCAUCCAUUCAUUUUGUCUUGGACAUUUAGAGUAAGUUUAUUAAUCACUUCUAAAUAAUGUACAUGUAGAUAAUAGGUCUUGCAUAGAAUUAAUGACAAUUGACUGCCCCAAAGUUUUUAAUCCAUUUUAUAGAAAAUGGAAACACAGAUGUAUGCUCUGAACUGAGUAGGCAUACAAAGUAGAAUUCCCUUCUAGGGAGCUCUGUUUGUAAUUGCUCCUCUGGAAAAUUUUGAAAUUUUAAACUCUCUAAGAUGUGGUUUCUGGCAUUCUGGAACAUAUUUGAGUAACUUUUUUUGCCUAGACAUCAAUCUUAACAUCAGUUCAAAAAUACUUAAUUUCUAUCUUUGAUCAUAAUUCACACUCAGUAGCCAGCGCAAAAUGGUCUGAUAGCUAGUGGGUUUCUGCCUUCUAUGAGCUCUUAAUAACAACACUGGAAAUCAGAAGGAAAAUAUUUGUCUCAGAAUUGAAUGACCCGAAUGAUCACAAGUUCAGUUUCAUUUUAUAAUGGAAAUUACCAAAACAAAUUGUUAUCCUUUAUGUCUCUGCAGUUUUGUUAGCUGUUUAGCUCUGUUAUCAGGAAGUCAAAACAUUCUUGUGUCAGGUGGAGGGGUAGGUGCUCAUGUUUUGUUUAACUUUGUUAAUCUUAGUUGUAUCUGAUCUCUCUUCAUAGGGAAGGUAGAGUAUUGGAUAAUAAUGAUAGCAGCUCAUCAAGAAAUUUUGUCAACACUUGACCUGCAGUUUUUUUGGAGUCAAUUUCUGUUUGAAAAAUUUCUUCUUUCACUUUGUCACAAGUGUAUAAUUGCAAUAGUUUCUGGGCUUAUUAUAUAUCACUUUAUGUUACAUGGUCCUUCUAAUGCUCAAACUUACUACUCGUUUAGGAUGGAACUUGUUUUUUUUAAUUUUUAUUUAUAUGUGCUUAAUUUCUUUAUGCAAGGAUGGGACUGUUACAUUCUGGAAUCCUGAUUCAGGCAAAGAUAUAGCUUCAAAAAAGAUAGAUUACUCAACAGAAGACAUCAAAGAGGAAAACCCUGAGGUAGUUUCCUUGCAUUGUAACCCUGACUUGUUUUUCAAUAAUUGUAGGGUACCAUGAUAGUGUGAUGAUCUCACCUGGCAUCAAGUGUGUAUUGGGUUCAUUCUUGCCCUGAGGAUUUUUAUCAAAGUUCUCCUCCUUUCCAAUUGUCCAAGUUCCAAUUUAGUUUGGUAUUUACUUUUUGGAUGCGCUUCAUCUCAAUUAUAUUUGUUUUCCCUUUUGUAUUUAGUUAUUUGUUCAUGUAGUUAUUAAUUUUGAGGCCUUUCUUCAUUAACUAACCAGUUUUGCUGACCCUUCUCCACAGGAUGAUCAGCACUGUGGUCCAAUUGUUUCAUCCUUAACUUGCUGUUGCAGAAACUCAGUGGUGUGUGCUAUUAUAGAAAGGUAUACCUGUUUCAAUUUCCCUCUGAAAUCUAUUAGAUUUAGCUUGGAGGAUUACUCAUAUCAUUAUCAUGAUAAUUAUGGAAAGGAUCAGAAACGAAGUGUUUACCUAAGUUCUUUCCCUUGCAGAUGUAAAAUCAUUUCUUUAUACCAUGCAAGUCAAAAGGAGGUUAUAACCCUCCCUUCCUUAGAAGCAAAUGUGCCCCCCUGGAGUGCAGUAUUUGACCCAGAGGGUAGACUCUGGUGUGUGCAGCCCUACCCUGAGGAGCCUGUGUUGGUUUUUGAACCUAGCGGACAUUCACCAGACUUAACGGUUUGUGAUACAGAAAUUGAUUUCAGAGCGCUUUUCGAUUGAGUGUCGUAAAGCCAAAACCAAAGAAACUACAAUGACCUUUCAGAUUAAGGAAAGUAUUGCAAGUAGCCAAUGAGAACUCAAAAUAAAGAAGCAAGCCGCCUAAGACGCGGGCGACCAAGUCGUGAUUGGUUUUAGUUUUGCAUCUGAUUUUGCGCGAGUUUUCCGGACCAAUCACAGAGCAAGGCAAAGCAAAUCGGAUUACUUUCGACACUCAAUUGAAAAUGACUUCAACUGGUUUUCUCUCCAUGGUGAAUCUUUCUGUUAACAUUUUCAUAUAUUCGUUACAAGAAUGGUGUUACGUUACUAGUUAGGUGAAACAAGGAGUCAGAAAUCAAACUUUGACCAACGACAUACGUGAGAAAUUACUAUCUUAAUGGAGUUUGCAUUAACGUGGUCUUCCAUUAACCUGAAGGAAACUGCACAAUAUAUACCUCUCACUGACCAAGCUCGAGGUCCUUACCGUAAGGUACAGAUAUUUUGUCUUUUCAUUGAUGACCCAUAAAUCAAAGAUGAAAAGAACGAGAAUCCGUAACUUACAGAAACGACCAAGCAGACUGGGUCAGCAAGAUACUUACGUCUAUUGUGUGUCUGGCGGAUGUUGAAAAAGAAUUCUAAUCACGUGGAACGGCUUUAAAUCUACUUUCGAGUUCUAAAAACCAAAUGGGGCCAAGAGCGCAGUUCUUUUUUUAGUAAUUUGUUUUUUUCUAUAUGCAAGAAAAGUGGUCUUUUUUUUAAUCUGAGACUUUACACUUACUCUUGCUAAAAAGUUGAGGUUUUGAAUAGGUCUGAAUAGCCUUUUCAUUUACUAUUUCUUGCAAGUGUGAUAUCUUAUAACAUUAAAAAAUUGUUUUUUUCCCCUCGUAGUACGUAAAACUGGUGUCGGAUUUUACACCGCUCCUGUCCUCAGUUAGCGACUGGAACUAUUUAAAAGGUAAUUCUUACAUUACUUAUUGAAACUGUAGUUUCGGGCUGUUAAAACUGUACAUAUUUCACGAAGUAAUUAACACUAUGGCUAAAGUUAGCCCCAUGUUAGCACUGCUCAAGUGGUGUUUAUUACUGCGAAGAUCACUUUCAUAUUCUUAGCCCUAUGUUGUUGGCGUUUGACCCAACUACAACUUGGCCGCAUUUACACGGUACUGGAAUCAAUGAACUUAUGGUUUGCUUGUGAACAUCUUGCAUCUCAUUUAUUGAAAGCAAUUUACGCUUAAAUGCAUGAGAAAAGAAAAGGGGCUUUAAGACCGGACCUUGACUGCCUCUAGCUUUUUUUUUUGGAAGAAUUUUAUCCGUGAUUCCGUAUCACGGGCACCUGAAAUCUAGCCUCGCUCUUACAAAGGAUUUUUUUAAAAUAAACACAAGAAUGAGAGAGAGGGAGUUGAACAGGAUUCUACCACUUUAAUUGUUUUUGUUGUUGUUGUUGUUUUUUUUUUAUGAUUAAUUAUUGAAUAAACUUAUUUAUCACUCGUGGUUUAUUUUCUAAGAUAUCGGCAAAAUUCUAGCAAAACCCAAGUAAGUUAUCACAAAGGCCUUUCAGAUCAGUGAUCAAUAUCACAAGAAGCCAUUGAAAACUUGAACUAAAAUCGGCCAAAAGCGUGGCAAAACGAGCGUGCACGUAUCACGGGUUGUCUCUCUAAUUGGUUGAGAGAGUAAAGUAAGUUUUCGACCUAUCAGAUUGCGAAGUUGGGGUUAAACGAUGCAAUCCUGGAUCUCUGCGACACAAAUUAAAUUGUUUAAUGUCAUCGUGAUAAAGGGUUUCUUAUUCAAUAACGCAAGGCUUUGUUGGGCGUAACCGCCCCCUUGUCCAAUCAUGGUGUGAGUUUUAUGAUCCGGAACUGACCCCCCACAUUUGCCCACGCAGGUAGUUUAAAUCAGGAGCGUAAACUGGAUACGCUAAGAAAGAAAGAGGUCGACAAUUUAACGGAGUACUUGGCAAGAAAAGAGGAACGAAUAGAAAAGAAAAAUAACAAGAGUAAACAUCAGGACAACGGUCAUACUAAAAUGGACAGCUCCACCGUUGAACCGACCACAGAAAGUGAAGCAAAGAGACCAAAACUUGAGUUGACAAGUUAACUUGGCCAACUAAACAAUGAGUGUUCGCUACUGCCUAUUUGAUACACUUGUGUAGUCCUUGAAUCAAAC